AUGGCUCGUAUUAAACUACACGGAGACUACGUUUCUCAACCUUGUAGAGCUCUGGCACUUGUGAUGAAAGCAAAUAAUAUCGCCUAUGACUUUGUCUCCAUACCUUUGCUACCAAUCUCUGACCGAAGUUGUAAACCAGAGGGAAAUGCCGCAGCCGUUAAUCCAUUUAAAUGGGUGCCUACUCUUGAAGUGGAAGGCGAUGGAUGCAUUUGGGAGAGUUCUGCCGCACUGCAGUACCUGGCUGAGAUGGAUGGUGUACCCGAACACUGGUACCCCAGAAGUGGGAGGGCAAGAGUCAUGGUGAACACAUACUUAGCCUCACAUGGAUCAGACACAAGAAAAAAUGCAUCGGGAUACUUUGUCAGGAGUUACGUAGGAAAAUACUUCAAUAUGAGUUUUACCGAGGAUGAAGUUAAGGAAAUACGUGAGGGAUUUGAGAAACUGCUCGACAAACUGGAGACAAUCUGGUUGAAGGAUGCCACCUAUAUUGCAGGAAGUGACAUAUCCAUUGCUGAUAUACAUUGCAUCACAGAGCUCACUCAGGUUGGAACGACUGGCUAUGACAUGGUGAAGAACAGGCCCAAGUUGAAAGCGUGGAUGGAACGCGUCAAGGACAAAUUACAGCCACAUUUUGAUGAUGUAUGCAAGAAGCCUCUAGCUACAUUUGCAGAGGAUUUCAUGAAAUUACAAGCGUCGAAGAAUCAAGAAUCAAAGAAGGAAAAUAAAAAAAGCUUGAAAUGCAACAUUAAACUACACGGAGACUACGUUUCUCAACCUUGUAGAGCUCUGGCACUUGUGAUGAAAGCAAAUAAUAUUGCCUAUGACUUUGUCUCCAUACCUUUGCUACCAAUCUCUGACCGAAGUUGUAAACCUGAGGGAAAUGCCGCAGCUGUUAAUCCAUUUAAAUGGGUGCCUACUCUUGAAGUGGAAGGCGAUGGAUGCAUCUGGGAGAGCUCUGCCGCACUGCAGUACUUGGCUGAGAUGGAUGGCGUACCAGAACACUGGUACCCCAAAAGUGGGAGGGCAAGAGUCAUGGUGAACACAUACUUAGCCUCACAUGGAUCAGACACACGAAAGAAUUCAUCAGGAUACUUUGUCAGGAGUUACGUAGGAAAAUACUUCAAUAUGACUUUCACCGAGGAUGAGGUUAAGGAAAUUCAGGAGGGGUUUGAAAAACUGCUCGACAAACUGGAGACAAUCUGGUUGAAGGAUGCCACCUAUAUUGCAGGAAGUGACAUAUCAAUUGCUGAUAUACAUUGCAUCACAGAGCUCACUCAGGUCGGAACGACUGGCUAUGACAUGGUGAAGAACAGGCCCAAGUUGAAAGCUUGGAUGGAACGCGUCAAGGACAAACUGCAGCCACAUUUUGAUGAUGUUUGCAAGAAACCCCUUGCUACGUUUGCAGAAGAUUUCAAGAAAUUCCAAAAGUCAAAGAAUCAAGAAUCAAAGAAGGACAAUAAAAAGAGUUCCUCCUGUCAAAUACUGUAG
Molecule: messenger RNA, 1488 nt
Organism: Owenia fusiformis
Lineage: Eukaryota; Metazoa; Annelida; Polychaeta; Sabellida; Oweniidae
Source: the annotation of a GenBank genome assembly